AUGACGCAGUAUUUUGAAAAUUUUGAUGAAUUUCUUAAAGAAAUAGACCUGGAAAAUUAUGCUUCGUUUGUAAAAGAAAAUGUUUCAAAUGAGGCCAAAAAAUAUGAUGAGAAUCUUUGUGCUCAGGAUUUGAGAAAUUUAGCCAAGUGUUUACCUAGGGUGUCGGGUGUUUGGUAUGAUUUGCAUAAAAAUAGUUGGGAAGCUAGAUGGACCGAUAGAGGGAAAUCAGCAAGAAAAUAUUACUCUGUUCAGAAAUUUGGAUUUCAUGAAGCAAGGAAGUUAGCUAUAAAAACUAUUCAGACAAAAGAAAUAAAUUAUUUAUGUAAUAGUAUAAAUGAUAAAUAUGAUAGACCAUUAGAAUGGAAUUUAACUAGUGAUUUUUUAGAAAUUACUCGUGAUCCAACUAUUAACUUAAAAAAAAAAUCUCGAUCUAAAAAUUGUAGAAUUAAAGCAAAAAAAGAUACAGAAAAGAAUACGCUCCUAAUAAAAUCAACUAGUAGUAAUAAUAAUAAUAUGAAUGGUAAUGAUAAUGCUAAUGAUAAUGAUAAUGGUAGCGAUGUUGGAUAUACUUAUGACAAUAUGAAUAGUAAGAAAACGAAAUAUGAAAGAAAAAGUAUCCAUACAAUAAAUAGUAAAAAAAAAAAUACAUAUGAUAUUCUUAAAAUAAACUUCUAUGAGGACUUGCAAAACGAUGAUAUAUCUCAUGAAAAUGAUGAAAAGAAAAGAAGAACCACUGGAAAAACAACUUAUGAUAAUUUUGCUCUCAAACAAAUAGAAAACAUUAAAUAUUCGUACGAAAAAACUUUUGAAGAAAAUAACAAUGCCGAAGAAAAUUUGAAUUUGUUUACUUCAAUAGAAACUGAAAAAAAUAGAACAAAUGGAAGUAGCUAUGUUUUUAUAAGUGGUUCAGAAUCAGAUAGUAAUAAAAAAGAGAAUAACAAAUCAGAAUUUGCUAAUCACAUGAAUAUACAUAAUAGGAGCAAUAGAAAGAAGGAUAAACAUGAAAGAUUAAAUGAGAAAAAUUUAAAUACAAAUAAUAAUAGUGAUGAAUGGAAUUAUAUGAACGAUACUCAUUUAAAUAAUAUUUUUAAUAUAAAAAGAAUGGAUAACGGAAAUAAUGUAAAUGAAUAUAAACAAGAUGAUGAUAGCAAUGGUUCUGAAGAUAAACUAAUACAAAAUAUAAUAAACAAAUGUGAUUAUAAUAAUAAUGAAGAUUAUAGUGACGAUGAUAUUAAUGGUUAUAUUAACAAGGAUAAUGGUAACGAUGAUGAUGGUAACAAUGAUGAUGGUAACAAUGAUGAUGGUAACUAUGAUGAUGGUAACAAUGAUAAUGUGUGUAUUAUUAAAAAUGUCAAGAAUUCUCAAAAGAAUGAAAAAUUAUAUUAUAAUAAAGAUUAUAACCAAGACACCAAGAAAUUCGAAAAUGAAGAAAUUUUCAAUAUGUUCAAUCAACAAAGUGUCUUUUCUAAAGAAGAUUUUUAUAAUAAACAAAUACAACUUUUAAAAUAUUACAUGAAAAAAGAUAAAUCUGAAAUUCCUGAUAAUAAAAUGGAUACAUGUAAUGAAUUUAAUUCAAUGAGAAAUAUUGAAAUGGCACCGAAUUGGAGCUCAAAUGAGAUUCACAAUUGUGUGCUUAAUGGUUUUACGUGUAAUUCACAUAUGCAUAACGAACAUAUGAAUAAUGCUUAUAUGAACAAUUUAUAUAUGCAUAAUAGCUGUAAGAAUAAAGAUGGUAUAAAUAAUGGAUAUAUAAGAAAUUACUGUAAAGAGAAUAGUUGCAAGAAGGAUUUCUAUGAGAAUAAUAAAUAUAGAAAUAGUUUUUGUAUGAACAAUAUAUGCACGUGGAAUAAUUUCGAGAAUAAAUUUUGUAUGAACAAAUGUUGUAUGAACAAAUAUUGUAUGAAUAAAAAUUGUACAAAUCAAUAUGGUACAAAUCAAUAUUGUACAAAUCCAUAUUGUACAAAUCCAUAUUGUACGAAUGAAUUUUAUAUGAACAAUGCUUGUAUCCACAAUGCCUGUAUUCACAAUACUUGUAUGGGAUAUCGUUGUAUGAAUAAUCUUUGUAUGCACAAUAAUUGCAUGCUUAAUAAUUAUGUAAGAAAUAAUUGUACUUAUAUAAAAAACACUAUGAAUAAUUCAUCAUAUGAGAUAUUCGAUGAGAACAAAAUGCUUUCUUUUUAUGAAGACUUGAAAAAUAUCGACCUUAACAAAUUAAAUGCUAAUAAUUCUUGCCUAUUAAAUGAUACCAUUUGUAAGCUAUAUGGUAGUAGCUAUAAUAAUGACUCUAAUAACAAUAGCAAUUUUUCUACAUCUUAUAAAAACGAUUCUUACAAUUUUAGUAAUAUUUUAAAUAUUAUUCAAAAAAAAACUGACGACUUUUUAAGGGAAAACAAAGAUAGAAACAUCUUCAACGAAUAUAAUGCUUCUAACAAUAUUUUGAGAAAGUUGACUAGCAUGAUAAAUAGAAAAGAUUAUUCUCAAAAAGGAGAAAGUGAAGAUGGACUUGAAGAACAUAAAACUGAAGAAGCAAAAGAAGAUAUGAAAGAUAGUAAAUCAAACGAAGUUAUAGGAAAUUAUUAUAAAUAUAAUGAAUUAGAAAAAGGACAAGAGGAGGAAGAUGGAAAACGUGCACAAUCUGAAGAUAAAGAAAAAGAAGAAAAAAAUAAAAAAGAACAUACAGAAAAGAAAAAUAAUAUAUGUGACGAAUCAGAAUAUGGACAAGAAGAGUACAACUGUGACAAAAUAGAAAAGGAAGAAAAAAAUGAAGAGAACAAAAUUGAUGAAUCAAAAUAUGAAGAGUAUAAAGGUGAAAAAAAUAAAUCAAAUGGAGAAAAUAAAUCAAUUGAAGAAAAUAAAUCAAUUGAAGAAAAUAAAUCAAAUGGAGAAAAUAAAUCAAUUGAGGAAAAUAAAUCAAAUGAAGAAAAUAAAUCAAUUGAAAAAAAUAAAUCAAUUGAAAAAAAUGUAUCAAAUGAAGAAAACAGAUCAAGUGACGAAUCAGAUGAGCAUAAUCCAAUAAAACAACCUUUCAUAAUACAUAAUUCAAGGGAUUCUUUAAAUUCAUCAGACAAUUUGCUUAUUUACAAAAAUGCAAUUGUUUUACUUUUAAAUGACAUAAAACUAAAAUGCCUACCACAAUUAGGCAAACAAUUUUCAGAUGUAGAAAGAAUAAUUGAUAAUUAUUUAAUUUAUGUGAAUUCUGCUCUUAAUGAACACUUUUUACGCACAUUUGUAAAUUUAUUUGACAUGUGUGUAACAAAUAAUACUUUACCUAGUCAAAUGGACACAAAGAUACAACAUAUUUUUUGUAAUGCCUUAAUAGCUCUCCAUGUUAUAUUUCUGAACUUUGUGAAUGACAAUAAUAAUCAUCUCCUUGAUAAUUAA
Messenger RNA from Plasmodium adleri (nom. inval.), 3381 nucleotides. RefSeq names its product transcription factor with AP2 domain(s), putative. Gene Ontology annotation, molecular function: DNA-binding transcription factor activity. The record is from RefSeq and is a predicted model, not a curated record. NCBI's taxonomy places the organism in Eukaryota, Apicomplexa, Aconoidasida, Haemosporida, Plasmodiidae. The coding region runs from base 1 to 3381 and encodes 1126 amino acids. Gene Ontology annotation, biological process: regulation of DNA-templated transcription. The transcript has a single exon.